Branchiostoma belcheri (Belcher's lancelet) is the source of this 5615-nucleotide messenger RNA. RefSeq names its product titin homolog. The coding region runs from base 594 to 5615 and encodes 1673 amino acids. Lineage: Eukaryota; Metazoa; Chordata; Leptocardii; Amphioxiformes; Branchiostomatidae. The transcript has a single exon. The record is from RefSeq and is a predicted model, not a curated record.
ACAACAACAAAAAGAGGAUUCGCCAAUGGACAAAGAAGCAACCGGUGCCGUACAGACAAUGGACGAGCACGAUGGAGUAAAAAAUGGACCAUCACCAUUCGUUCCACCGGUUCAGGAACGACCACAGCCUGUGUAUGAGAGAAAAGUGUACGAUCGGAGCAGAGCGUCGUUCCCACCACCUCCCCCAGACUACGAGACGGCCAUUACAAGGUGCGUAAGGUUAGAUCCCAACCCCGCAGGGUUUGUUUUAAUGCCGAGGUUACCUGUGGGGUAUAGUCCGGUGGGGCCAGGGCAGGGGUACCCGGGGGACUUCUCCCAACAUGGCGGCGUCCAUCCACCACAUCCAAGUAACGGCUUCGCGCCACACGACGGGCAUUUUCAGCAGGAAUCAGGGCAUGACUUAAUGCAAGACGCCCCGUUUGAACAGGAGUUAUACCGCCAUGAGCCCGGAUUUGAACAGUUUAGCUCCUUGCCUCCUUACUCUCACGAACCAGGCUCAGAAGAAGUAGGUUACCCCUCACACGAAGACCGACAUUUUGACAACUUUCACAGUAGACAGCCCUCAUUACGGUAGUGCAGAGAACAUACUAGACAUGCAUGAUCCGCCCGUCCCUCUGUCAGAGAUGUCCCCUCAGCUAUCCAACUCUGCAAUGGACAUUACAGAACACGGUCGCAAUGCCAGGUCUACGGAUAGAAAGUCCGCAUUAGCAGGGUUCCUAAACCGCAGAAAGAACUUGUCAGGGUCUUGGGGUUCCCGCGCCAGGCAGCCUAGACAGUCGGCCAGCAGCGUGUUUGCUGGUUCAGCCGAAUCCUUACCCGACCCACAAGAAGACACGUCACUAAGAACAAUGUCCCUAGAUCGAUUGAACAGACAGAAACCGACAUCUAAGAGAACCUACGGUAUAAGGUCGUCCUCGCUUGAUAGAAUGCUAGAUGAGGAUGGAAACGAUUUAGGUGACACAGAUGAGGCAGCACAAGAAGAGGAGACACCACUCAGGACCGCAUCACUUGAUAGACUAGAUAGGCAAAGAACACCACAGUCUAGAAGAACGUAUGGUUUCAAGUCAACAUCACUUCAGCAGCCUUCAGAUAACGAUCCAGGUAGCUUUGAUGAAAACGGCGAACAAAUCCCCGAGGAAAACAAUGCAGAUAAAACUCCACAGAGAACUGGUGGUUCACUAGAUCGACUAAACAGGCAGGGGUCAGCGUACGACAGAGCGAACAGAGUCAAGGCAGCGUCUCUGGAAGAAUUUAGACAGAGUCUGAGGUCGCUGACUUUGAAGAAACCAACUGGUAGAGAAGAGGAUCAGCAACAAGAACAGGAGCAUGCAGAGCAUCAUGAAGAAAGGCAGGUAACAACAUCGGAACCGACGCAGAAAACACCUGUUAGGAAAAACCUGACGCCAUUUAUCAAGUUCUCACCUGCGUUCCUCGAACAGGAACGUAGCAAACAGGUGAUGCCACCGAGCCCAACUCCCGCUAUGACAGUAACGGACGGACAACAGAGCAGACUGGACGAUGCACGACAGAGGGCAAACCAACUUGAAGAACUCCUGAAGUCGAAACGACAGAAGAUGGAAGAAGCAAAGAAACAGGUGCGCAAGAUUCAUCGAAAUCUCGAAGACGAACUGACAAAGCAAGAGCAAACAGUCACAAAUGGGAGUAGCCGUGAGGAUGAAUCAGUUGUGAUUGAUUUCUCAAAGUCUAAAGGUGGAGACAAGAGUAGCAAACCGUUGGAGGAAACCACAAGAGAAAACGGCUGGUCUACGGCAGAGUUUGGGCGUGAUUCUGCCUCAAAGACAUCAAAUCAUGAAGAAACAGAAAACAAGAAAGGAGCGAGCGAUGAUCAGUCCACAAAAGUAGGUAGCGAAGAAGAGGAAACGUUUAAUGACGCCAAGAAACUUCUAUUGAGGACGGAAGGAAGCCAUCGGGACCAGCCAAUUGCUCCCAGCUUCAUCUCUUUCGAAGGAGGAGACGAUGGCGUCGAUGGCCCCGUCACUCCUCCCCCUUUAUCCAGGAACGACCCCCUCCCUGAGCUUCUGGCUCCCCCAAACGACUUCAACCCAGGCAACCCCUUUGAUCUCUUCCUGGACUCCCUCGGUCUGCCAGUGAUGCAGGAGGAGUGGAUAGAGGAAAGGCGUCCUUCUCUCAGCACCAUCUACGAGGAGGACGAACCGUUGAGUGACUCGACUGCUAACAGCAGCGUCAUCGACCUAACGGUGGAGGAGGGCUCAAUCGUAGGAGAAGAUUCAAAGGAUGAAAGAGGGGUGGAGGAAGAAGAUAGAGAUGAGAAGAAAGCACUGAAUGCGCAGGAGGCGGAAGUAAAGCAAAAGGUUGAGGAUAGUCAUAUCGAGGAAAGGCUUGAAAGUGAUGAGAAAGAGAAGUUGGAGGAUGAUAUGAGGAAAGAGGAUGCCGGUUUGGAAGAUGUGAAACAAGUUACCGAGACAGAGGGGAAAGUGGAAGAAGUUCAUCCAAAAGAAGAGGACAUAGUUGAAGAAAAAGAAGAGAAAUUGGAGGAAGAGACAGGGGUAGAAAAAGUAAAUGUAUGGCCCGAGCCACAAGACAUGACAGGAAGCACACAGAAAGCUCAAGAAGACGUUUCUGACAAGGACAAAAAGAUGGAGGAAACUAAAACUGAUGUCACAGAUGGGGAACAGGAUUCGGCAAUGAAAGAAACUGUCAAUAACAUUACAGAUCACGAGAACGAUAGCCUAAAUCACGUUGAAGAGAAAGACGAAGGAAACGACGAAAUCACGCCGUUGGCAGUGAAGGAUGACAUCCCUGAAAAAGUCAAAGAGUUGAACAAUGCCAUUGAAGAGAAAGAUGGGGUUAAAGACAAGACAAAGGAAGAGUCAGAGGAUACAAAGGUAGGAGGACUAGAUGUGCAGAAGACAUCAGAAGUCACAGAAGAGAAAGCAUUAUCUUCCAACAAUAUGGCAGAGGAGAAAAGGCCACAGCUGAUUGAGAAAGAAACCCACGCUGAAGAGAACAAAGAAAUCGUUGGAGAGGAAGCCAAGAAAGAGGUGGCAAAUACGCAUAAGGAAGAUAUAAAAGAGGAGGAUACAGAUGCAACAGAGACGACUGUUAAGAGCCAUGAUGAUGUGGGGCAGCAAAGCAAAGAAACGUCUGAAAACGAAGACAAACAGAAGGUAGAAGAAAUCCCCAAGGUACAGGAAGACACUUCGUCCAUCCACACAGAAGAGAUAUCAAAAGAAAAGACCAAUAGUGUCUUUGAGAAGACCCAAGAUUCCAGCAUCCAAAAAGAAAAUGAUGACAUCGCCAAUAAGUCAGAGGCUGUGGUGAAGGAAAAUCCCAAGAAAAUGCCUGUUGUUGAAAUCACGGUGAACCUAAAAGCCAGCGAGAUCGGCCCAGAUCUGCUAAAUGAGCUGGUGGCAGCUAAGUCACCUACCAGUGUCGCCCCACCUCCACCAAAUGUGUCCAAAAGCCCCAAAGUCAGCAAAAAGACGUACAAAGACAAGACCAAGGCGACGACAAUAAGCUCAAAGGAAAAGGACAAGUCGAAAAAGAACAAGAACUUCAUGGAAGAGAUCAACGCCUUGCUGGAACAGACCGAGUCCACCAUGGUGAGAAGGAGCACAGAGAUCACAAGUGUCUCUGAGGAUCUACAGAAUACUGCCAAGACACUCUUUAACUUGGAAGUAGAAGAAACAGUGUUUACUACAAGCCCGAACACAACUGGCAGCUCGCAUGAUCUAAGCGGCAGCGUAUCAUCUCUAGACUCGACAACUGAAGACGACAAAGGCCAGACUUCCGUGACGAGUCCGGAACGGCAUCCUGUCAAAGGUCCGGAACUCCAGUCGUCCGUCACAACUCCGGAACGUCAAAGUGAUUCCGGAAACGGAUCUCUCAACGACAGUCCGUUUUCCGUUAGAACAGAGACUCUUGACAAGUCUCCGUCUCCUGUCGAGCCUCUAGAGGAAGAUAUAAAGAAGACAAAGCAGGAGGCUGAAGAGGAGCAGAAAAAACAAGAACCUGCUAAGGAACAAAUUGAAGAAGCCAUGGAAACAGAAAAAGAAGCGACUGAUGUAUCCGAGAAGGAUAAUAGUGAAGAUAGAGUGAGUAAAUCGUCUGCAAUGGAAUUUUUGCACCAGAAGAAAGACACAGAAAAAGAAACAAGCAUCGAAUCCCAAGACACCAACCAUAAUGACACAGAGCAAAACGAUUCUGACACAGCGAAAAAGUCAAACAAGCCUUCCGAGAGAGAAGAAAGUCCAAGUCAGAAAUUGGACACUGACAAAGACAUAACUAUAACGUCUAAGCAGGUCAAUCUUCAAGACAACCUGAAACAGGACGAACCGGAAACGAAGAGCGAUGAAAGCAAGUCAUCUCUAGAAAAGGAAAAUCCAACUCAGAAACUAGAAACAGACGACGAUAUAACCACGAAAUCAGAGGAAAGCAACCUUGAACAAGAUAGAAUUCAAGAAGAGCCUGAAAUGAUGAGAAAUGAAACCAGGCCACCUUCAGAGUUGAAAACAAAGCCAGAAAUAACGAAAGAGGCAGAGAAGUCAGCCUAUGAUUCACCCAAACCAUCAGAAAAGCACGUCGUUGAACAUCACUCCAUUCCAAACGGGAAGGUUUCCUCAGAAAGUACAGAACAAGAGAGAAGGCACACGAGCACAAGCCGCGUUGAGAUGAACGUCAUUCUUGUGCAGGACAAGGAAGCAAAAGCAGUCUCCGAGGAAACCACCACCGACAAAAACGAGCGAGAGAGGCGAGAGCCUGAUAUAAUCAGCGAUAUGCCUAAAGUAGCACGUUCUGUGGAGCUGUUCGAAUCGUUGCUGAAGUCAGACAACCACAAUAAAAAAGACAGAGUAACAAUGGCUCCCAUCCCCUCAAAUAUACCAGUAAGAGAUGAAGAAGUAGACGCCACUACUAAAGAUGAAGUACAGCUAGAAGCAAAGACGGAACAGAAACAAACAACAGUCGAACCUGAGUCUCAGAAAGACGACAAGCAAGAAAUCUCCAAUACCCAACUUCCAGUCCCAGUCGACGAAGAAGGGGAGGUCAUAGAAGGCAUCUACACAGCCAGCCUCGUGUAUGUUGGCGGCAGCAGCUUUGAAGAGAGUGGGGGCCUCUCUCCUAGAAAUCUCCAAACCAGCGAGUCCUUUGCUGAAGACGACAAUAUUCCAGUGUUCUCUCCAACGGAUAAAAGCACUCCCGCCAGAGACGGCAUCUUUAAAGCCCAGCUGGUCCAAGUGAACAGCUUAAGCUUUGAGGAGGACCCGGAAGAAUCCAUCGGCUCUGAAGACUCCAGCAAUGCGAGCGUCACGUCUUCUUCACCGUCUUACGAGCUGGUUCGAGACGAGAAGGGAUGGAAGGGCAAGCCGAGGCACAGCACACCGACAGGCCAGGAGGACUCCACCUCCCCCGGGCCGGAGGACAGCAGCCUGCGCAGAGGCAGAAGCAUGCGGCGGCGCAGCCAGAGGAAAAGCUUCGAGGGGAGUCUCUGGGACGACGAGGACUUUAAACACAAGGUUAGUAGUACCUCCUACUUUGACAAACACUCUAGAAAGCCUUGUAGAUGGAAGAAUCUCUUGGCCAAGUUUUCACACUCCUUAGCCCUAGGCCCCAUUUUCACAGGAACCAAGACCUAG